AAUGCCAUUGUCGAACUGUUGCAAACUCGAGCAAACCAAACCGGUCGUUGUGACAGAAACAUGGCGGCUUUCAGUAAAUAUCUGACUGCGAAAAACUCCUCAAUAGCAGGCGGCAUUUUGCUGGUUUUAUACCUGCUGAAACACAGAAGACGGAUGUCCAAACAGGAAGGUAGAAAAGGAGGCUCGGAUCUUGUGCUAAACACUGAGAGAGAUGGCAGAAAAGAUCGUGCAGUAGUGGACAAAGUUUUCUUCCUCCGAAUCCUCCGGAUUCUGCGGAUCAUGGUACCUCGAGUUUUCUGCAUGGAGACUGGCUACCUUAUCCUUAUCGCUGCAAUGUUGGUGGCUAGGACCUACUGUGACGUAUGGAUGAUCCAAAAUGGCACCAUGAUUGAAAGUGCAAUUAUCGGUCGCUCGACAAAAGAUUUCAAGAUCUUCUUGUUCAGCUUUAUCAAAUUCAUGCCACUUAUUGCCUUAGUGAACAACUUCCUGAAGUUGGGCCUAAAUGAGCUGAAGCUGAGGUUUCGUGAGAGGCUCACAAAGAACUUGUACAACCAGUACCUGCAAGGUUACACUUACUACAAAAUGGGAAACCUUGACAACCGGAUAGCCAAUGCAGACCAGCUACUGACACAAGAUGUGGAGAAAUUCUGCAAUAGUGUGGUGGACCUUUACUCCAACCUCAGUAAGCCUCUAUUGGAUAUCGGUCUGUACAUCUUCAAGCUGACAAGUGCCAUCGGUGCUCAGGGCCCAACCAUCAUGAUGGCCUACUUGCUGAUCUCAGGAAUGUUCCUGACCAGAUUGAGGAGGCCGAUAGGCAAGAUGACAGUCACCGAGCAGCGUUACGAGGGAGAGUACCGCUAUGUCAACUCCCGCCUCAUUACCAACAGUGAGGAGAUUGCCUUCUACAAUGGGAACAUGAGGGAAAAGCAGACCAUCCACGCAACAUUCAAGAAACUGCUGUAACCCAACCCAACAGUGAUGUCACAGUGUCCUGGUGUAGUCCUCUACAACACUGCAGCAGGGUGAGAAGUUAAACCGCUGGAGGUGGACCACUUGCAUAAUUUCAUCUUCUUUCGCUUUUCAAUGGGAUUUGUGGACAGCAUAAUUGCCAAAU
This is a messenger RNA of Xiphias gladius (swordfish), 1114 nucleotides long. RefSeq names its product ATP-binding cassette, sub-family D (ALD), member 3a (gene abcd3a). Gene Ontology annotation, biological process: fatty acid beta-oxidation; very long-chain fatty acid catabolic process; peroxisome organization. Gene Ontology annotation, cellular component: peroxisomal membrane. The transcript is spliced from 12 exons. The record is from RefSeq and is a predicted model, not a curated record. The coding region runs from base 61 to 963 and encodes 300 amino acids. Gene Ontology annotation, molecular function: long-chain fatty acid transmembrane transporter activity; ATP binding; ABC-type transporter activity. NCBI's taxonomy places the organism in Eukaryota, Metazoa, Chordata, Actinopteri, Istiophoriformes, Xiphiidae.